CGCUUAUCGUACCUUCUCACUUCUCCCGUCGCCUUCGCUCCUCCACUUUUGCCGCCUCAGAAUGUUCUGAGAAUGCUCUCCUAGUGGGGCUGUUUUCUCUCUAUACCUGACAUCUCUUCUCUUUCCUUACUAUUCCCGCCCUCGCUCUUCACUUCCCCUCAUCCCCAAUUCACAUCAUGGCACGCUCUGCCAUCGUCCAAGAAUACGCCCCUCCCUCCUCGUCCACUCCCACCCUCACGCUCGACCACAAGACCAUCCAUGAACGCCAACAAAAUGGGAUCGCUCGCCCCAAAGGCUACCGUGUCUCCUGGCACGCUAAUCCAGCUGUCGAACCGCACCAUUUCGGUCAAUCGCAUCCGAUGAAACCCUGGCGUCUGACUCUGACCAAACAACUCGUCAUGGCCUACGGCAUGCACCACGCGAUGGACCUGUAUCUCGCUCGCGAAGCGACCUACGAAGAAAUGGCUGAGUUUCACAAAACAGACUACCUUGAUUUCCUCCGCCAGGUCAUUCCCGGCGAUAUGGAGAACCCAGAGCAAGGCGAGAACAUUGCGCGCUUCAAUUUCGGCGACGAUUGCCCCAUCUUCGACGGGCUGUACAACUACUGCUCCCUCUACGCUGGCGGCUCCAUCGACGCUGCUCGGAAGCUCUGCAACAACCAAUCUGAAAUCGCAAUCAACUGGUCCGGCGGUCUUCACCACGCCAAAAAGGCCGAGGCCAGCGGCUUCUGCUACGUGAACGACAUCGUCCUCGGCAUCCUACAGCUCCUCCGUCUGCAUCCGCGCGUGAUGUAUAUCGACAUUGACGUGCACCACGGCGACGGCGUUGAACAAGCCUUCUGGUCCACCGACCGCGUCCUGACCGUCUCCUUCCACAAAUACGACAAAGACAACUUCUUUCCAGGCACCGGCGCCCUAGACAGCACCGGACCCACCCACCCACUGAAUCCAGGAGCACACCACGCCGUCAACGUCCCCCUCCACGACGGCAUCGACGAUGAAUCCUACAUCCGCCUCUUCCGCGAAGUCAUUGGCUCCUGCAUCUCAACCUACCAACCCGGCGCAAUCGUCCUCCAGUGCGGCGCCGACUCCCUCGGCUGUGACCGCCUCGGCUGCUUCAACCUCAACGUCGCCGCCCACGGCGCCUGCGUCGCCUAUGUCAAAACUUUCGGCCUCCCCCUCCUCGUCGUGGGCGGUGGCGGCUACACCCCUCGCAACGUCUCCCGCGCCUGGGCUCACGAAACCUCCAUUCUCAUCGACGCCCAGGAUACCAUCGACCCCAACAUCCCUGAAACCGUCGCCUUCCGCAAUCACUUCGGCCCAGAUUACUCGCUAUUUCCGCCGCUGAGCGAGAUGCGCAAGCUCGAGAAUAAGAACCCGCGCAGCUACCUAUCCGGACUUGUCCAGUCCAUCCACGAGCAGUUGCGGUAUAUGCAGGGCGCGCCGAGCGUGCAGAUGAGUUUUAUUCCGCCGGAUAUUCUGGGCCUGCGGGAGGAUACGGAGAAGGAGAUCGAGGAGCAGAUGGCGCAGCAGGAGGAGGCGAGGGAGGAAAGAGAGGGCAGUGGGUCUGCGAGUAAGAAUAAUCGACGACGGGAAUUGGAGAGGGGUGCUGGGCAGAGAGGGGAAUUAUUCUCUGCUUGAUUCCCUGCUUCUCUUUCGUCCUUGCGUGCCCUCUUUCUCUCUCUGUCGUCGUUGAGUAUCUGCAUUUUGUCUCUUGGUGUUGGUGGUUCCGGCGUUGCUCGUGUCGGUUGUCUUGGUGGUUACUACACGUGAUACCAGUGGAGUUAAUGUACCAUAUUAAAUUAUAUCGCAUGCAUUAUGCAAUCUAUUAGAAUCAUAUCUAAUUCACCAUGCAUGGUUAGAAGAAAAUCAAACUAAAAGUAUUUGGUUA
Molecule: messenger RNA, 1890 nt
Organism: Aspergillus pseudotamarii
Lineage: Eukaryota; Fungi; Ascomycota; Eurotiomycetes; Eurotiales; Aspergillaceae
Gene: hosA
Product: histone deacetylase HOS2
Exons: 1
Coding region: 177-1640 (487 amino acids)
Molecular function (GO): histone deacetylase activity
Source: RefSeq, a predicted model, not a curated record